Messenger RNA from Symbiodinium necroappetens, 666 nucleotides. The record is from the annotation of a GenBank genome assembly. NCBI's taxonomy places the organism in Eukaryota, Dinophyceae, Suessiales, Symbiodiniaceae.
AUGUCCCCCGCGCCACUGGAUUCGUUUGUUCCCGAUGGGCGAUCUCGGGCUGUUCUCCGGCACAGCACGAAAGUCAUUGCCAGCAGGGCACGUCAGAGCCAAUGGGAAGCUGCCAUUUCCGCUCUCGCGAGCAUCACAGAUCAGGAAGUCGAAGCCGACAGCAUCAUGUACUGUGCGGCUCUCGGUGCUUUGGAGCGCGCCGUUCGCUGGGAGACAGCACUGGCCAUGGUUCAAAGCAUGCAGCGAAGUGCGGUGGAGAUCUACGAUCAUGGGCUGAAUUACGUGGCCCUCACCUGCAAAAAAGCGGGCGAGUGGCAGCGCCUUCUUCGUCUCUUAGUGUCACCUUUUCGAGGUGUUGAGCAUCCUGCACAUGAGGUGGCCUUCACCGCUGGAUUGGAAGCCUGCCGUACACGCUGGGCUCAGGGCCUGAGCUUGUUGCGCUGCUUGGCAAAUCUUCGUGCAGCCCCGGAUGCGACAACAUUGUCCGCAGCGGUCGCUGGCCUUCGCCAGGCUGCUGAAUGGCAGCACGCGCUUGGACUGAUGCGAGAAUGCUUCCAAUGCGGACCGGAGCCGGAUGCUGCCCUGUGCAACGCGGUUGCGACAGCUUGUGAAGCACGCCAGGCCGGUCGUGUCGACGUCGGAGUUCGGGAUGUAGCUAGCAGCUAG